This is a messenger RNA of Ilex paraguariensis (yerba mate), 1083 nucleotides long. The record is from the annotation of a GenBank genome assembly. NCBI's taxonomy places the organism in Eukaryota, Viridiplantae, Streptophyta, Magnoliopsida, Aquifoliales, Aquifoliaceae.
AUGCGUGCUUUACUGGAUGGCCUUUCUCUAAUCUAUGAUUAUGGCAUGGAGGUUUAUGACUGGGAAAUUGAGACAGAUUCUCAGUCUAUGUUCUGUCGAAUACAACAUGUGUAUAGGGAGGGGAAUUCGGUGGCAGAUGCUUUGGCUAACCAAGGGGUUAUGGAUCAAUCUACUCGUUUAUACUUGAAUCAGGGUGAGCUGCCUAUCUCUAUCAGACUUCUUCUGCAACAUGAUCAGCGUGAGAUUAAGGCAAUUCGUAAGAGCAUUUGGGAUCUGACCUUGUUUCAUUCUGCUCUGCUUCUACGUUUGGAACUCUGCAAGGAUGGCCUUGGUCUCUGGAAUUUUUGGAUUAAUCACAGGAGGCUUCUGCUAUUCUGUGGGUAUGAGGAGGAGAUUUUCUAUUCUGUGGUUGUGGGGAUUUGCACUUUCUAUUCUGUGGCUCUAGCUGGACUCUCAUGCUUCUCUGAGGAUCUUCUUGAAUCUGCCUUUAGCUUGUAUUUAAUGCAGGCUCAGUUCUACUACUGGCUAAGCUUCUUCUUCCCAGCUCAGAGACUCCCCCAGCUCAAUGGCAGUGGGCGCCAUCCUAAAAAGGAAAGUGAAGAUGGGCCAAAUAUAACAUUUAGAGUUGAUGACAGUAAGAAAGGUGACAACUUUGUCGUCUCACGGAACGAGGCAAAGUCAGAGGAAGGAUCCUUAUCAGAGGAGGGUCACAAUAUUGCAUUUCGUGCAAUAGUUGAAGCUCAGAAGAAUUGUGUGAAAGUCAACAAUAGAAGUGCUUCAGAAUCUAACAGCAAUGCUCUUUGUCUUCGUGACUUAGAAGAAGAGAACCAGGCAGUUCUUGCUAUUAAAACAAGUAAGAAGAAAAGCGCAAGCAAGAAAAGAAAGGUACAAUCCGAUCCAGAAGCUUUGAUCGUUGAGACUCAAGGCAGCUUGCAGCAAAUGGGGAAUCUCAACUCAGAUGAAAUGACACUAAAUGGCUAUUAUGAGUCUCAGCAGAAUGUGCAGGGCUUGGGACUUUUGGAUUUUAGACCACAAGGUUUCAGUUACAGAAUGCAGGAAGACUCUAAUUUGAGACCUAGUUAG